Molecule: messenger RNA, 1350 nt
Organism: Exophiala xenobiotica
Lineage: Eukaryota; Fungi; Ascomycota; Eurotiomycetes; Chaetothyriales; Herpotrichiellaceae
Exons: 5
Coding region: 1-1350 (449 amino acids)
Molecular function (GO): peroxidase activity
Source: RefSeq, a predicted model, not a curated record
AUGAAGUUUCCCUUGAUUUCAUGCACCGUGCUUCUCGGUUGCAGCUUUCUCUCUUUUGCAUUCCCAACCGCAUCGAACGUUGCACUCCUUGCAAGAGCCGGCGGGUUGGAUAUCCCGGAGGACUUGGUGUCACUUGACGACGUUAUUCGUCAUGUACGAAGAGACCAGCAUGAGAAAAGGCUGCUUGUUGAUCCGUUGAACAAGCCGGUCGAUGUCAGCGGCAAACACAAAUGGCAAGCUCCGGAUUUUGCUGCAGGCGCACAGCGAGGUCCCUGCCCUGGACUCAAUGCGUUAGCCAACCACGGCUAUAUUGACCGCUCUGGAGUAGCAAAUGUAAGUCCAUGCCUUGAAUUUGUCCUUCAUGUUUAUGGAAUGGAUAUUGGGCUCUCGACCAUCCUUUCCACGAUGGGCACCGUGUGGACUGGCGAUCCUUUGUCUUUGACUCCAGGCUUCUCCAUUGAUGGAGUAUCUCCCAAGGUUCAAAAUCUUCUGGGCAACCUACUCGGCCUCUUGGGCGAGCCUCAAGGCAUUGGAAGGUCACAUAACUUCAUUGAGGCUGACGCUUCACUCACCCGGGAUGACCUUUACCUCACUGGUGAUGCCUCCACCAUGAACAUGGACAAAUUUCUGAAGCUGUACAAUCGACCUGGUAACGGGACAGACAUCAUCUCGAUCGACGACGUCCUGCAGCAAGCGGUUGAUGCUCUCAACGAAUGCAUUGCCACCAAUCCAUAUUGCUGGUACGGGCCUUACACUGGCAUGAUUGCCCGCAACGCUGGGGCUGCAUUUGCACUCCGAUUGCUGUCCAAUCACUCGGCGGAGAAUCCUGAAGGGGUUCUGACCAAGGAAGUGUUCAAGUCCUUCUGGGGCGUGGUUGACACUGACGACGGCGGACUGGAGUAUAAACGCGGAUGGGAGCGCAUCCCCGACAAUUGGUUUCGAAGACCUGUUGAUUACGGCUUGGUCCAGCUAAAUCUGGAUUUUGUAGCCUGGUUUCUCAAAUACCCGGAGCUCGCAUCAAUCGGAGGCAACACUGGGACGGUAAAUUCAUUCACGCCCUUGGAUAUCUCGGAUCUUUCUGGUGGUUUGCUGAAUGUCGAAACAUUGUUGGAGGGAAACAACCUCAUUUGCUUCGCGCUCCAGAUUGUCAAGACAGUGUCACCGAAUUCUCUGUCAAACCUCUUUGCAACUCUGGCGGAGCCACUGAAGCUCAUUACCGACGCGCUGGGCUCGGCGAUCACGCCUUUGACAUGUCCAUCGUUUGGAGAUCUUGCGUAUGGUGGUCAACCGAUCUGGGAUUCGCUGAACAAAGCCUUCGCUGGCCCUGGACGUGCAGGCUCGCCGCUGUGA